GCGGUGUAUGAUCCCGAGGCCGGGAGAAGCGGAGCAGUGUGAACACCGUCCUGGGAGUCAUCAUGAGGGCGACACGGACUUCUCACUGGCCGCUGUAGGACACGUAUAUGCUCCGUGUACCGCGGUCUGUUACAUUGUAUCCAUCCUAGACAGGACUGCUAUCUACACCGAUACAUUGUAACAGACUGUCAGGACGAGCUGCACUGUAACAACCCCUCAGCUGUGAAAGAUGAAUCCAGAAAAGCAGAAGGACGAGGAGAGCGAAGAUGAGAGUGAAGUCCUGGAGGAGAGUCCCUGCGGACGCUGGCACAAGAGGAAGGAACAGGUGAAUCAGGGUAACAUGCCCGGCAUCGAGAGCACGUUCCUGGCCAUGGACACGGAGGAGGGAGUGGAGGUCGUGUGGAACGAGCUGCAGUUCACAGACAAGAGGGUCUUCAAGUCUCAUGAGGAUAAGAUCCGCAACAUGUUCCAGAAGCUCAUGGUCGUCGAUCACCCCAACGUGGUGAAGUUCCACAAGUACUGGCUGGACGUGAAGGAGACCUCGGCACGGGUGGUCUUCAUCACGGAGUACGUCUCCUCGGGAAGCCUCAGACAGUUCCUGAAGAAGACGAAAAAGAAUCGGAAAACCAUGAACGCCAGGGCGUGGAAGAGAUGGUGCACACAGAUCCUGUCAGCCCUGAGUUACCUCCACUCUUGUGACCCAGUCUUCAUACACGGGAACCUGACUAAUGACACCAUCUUCAUCCAGCACAAUGGACUCAUCAAGAUCGGAUCAGUCUGGCACCGGGUGUUCGCCAACGAGCUGCCGGUUCCUGAUGACGUCCGCGCUCCAUUGAAACGUUUGCGGGAGGAACAGCGCACCAAGCACUUCUUUCCUCCAGAGUACGGCUCUGUUGAAGAUAGUACUGCGAUGGACAUCUUCUCCUUUGGCAUGUGUGCACUGGAGAUGGCCGUCCUGGAGAUCCAGACCAACGGAGAGAAGGUCUCCGAGGAGAACAUCAGCAAGGCCAUAAGCUCCCUGGAGGACACAAACAUGAAGGAGUUCGUCGCGCAGUGUCUUUCGGGGUCUCCAGAGCAGCGCCCGUCCGCGCACAGUCUGCUCUUCCAUCGGGUCCUGUUUGAGGUUCACUCACUGAAGCUGCUGUCCGCCCACUGCUUCCUCAGCGUCCCAUACGUGAUGCAGGACAACCUCCUGGAGGAGAAGACGAAGCUCAUCGACCCGCAGGCUAUCAUGGCCUCCAUACAUCGGAAAGGCCAGACACCCAUCCCGUGGAGGUAUUCUCAGGUGUCUGCUAUGGAGCUGGACAAGUUCUUGGAAGAUGUGAAGAAUGGGAUCUACCCCCUCAUGAACUUUGCUGUCUCUCGCCCUCACGUGUUGCCGCGCGCUCUCUCACAGUCGCAGGAAGACUUACAGACCUCAGAGACCCCCACACCUGAGCCCGUGGAGGUGGAGACCAGGAAGGUCGUACAGAUGCACUGCAACCUGGAGCGGCGAGAAGAUAAGGCUCGGAUACACCUCACCUUGUACCUAAAGUUGGAAGACAAGUUGCACCGGCACCUGAGCUGCGACCUGCUACCCAAUGAAAGUUCUCAGACUCUCGCCUCGGAGCUCGUGCACUACGGCUUCAUCAGUGAGGAAGACUGUCAGAAAAUGGCUAACUUCCUGGAAGACGCUCUGCACAAGUACCGCCCCCCUCUGAACUGACGGCCAUGUCUACCCUGGGAAAGAUGGUGAACAGGACGGCCAUAGAGUUGGCAGGUGCUACAGCAGACGAGGAGGGGCAAUGACCACUCUGUUUCCAGCCCUCUAGGAGCUUUGGCUCUGGCACUGAAGCCUCCAAAGGAGAAGUCCACCGCGAGAUCUGAACUCAGUCCAUCACUUUUUAACAGCAUUGUGUCGUUAAUCUCUUGGCAAUCAAGGAGUUAAUUGUGCAGUCUAUGCUACUUGUAACAAUGGGCCACACUAACCAGCUGCGAACGCGUCUCAUCCUGAGGAGGAGAUAAUAGCGGAAGCCAUGAAUAAUAUUAGAUCUGAUAUUAAUUCGACCCAUCUGCUCUCGGGUCCCUGGAGGUGGCGGAAAUGGAAUCUUAUGUCCCCAGAAUGACAGAAACGUGUCAGUAGUGAUUACUGCCAAAGCAUCCAACCUCCCCCUCCCCACAUGAUGAUUUAAAGGCGACACAAUGUUUACUGAACAGCACAAGGGCCACAGAUUAUAAAAGAGAACCCAUGUGA
Molecule: messenger RNA, 2233 nt
Organism: Bufo bufo (common toad)
Lineage: Eukaryota; Metazoa; Chordata; Amphibia; Anura; Bufonidae
Gene: NRBP2
Product: nuclear receptor binding protein 2
Exons: 19
Coding region: 230-1705 (491 amino acids)
Biological process (GO): endoplasmic reticulum to Golgi vesicle-mediated transport; protein phosphorylation; intracellular signal transduction
Cellular component (GO): cytoplasm; endomembrane system
Molecular function (GO): protein serine/threonine kinase activity; ATP binding
Source: RefSeq, a predicted model, not a curated record